CUGAAGAAAACCUGCUCCCGACCAAGUUAGGUUCACAGAAUUGGUCUGUAGCUGUGAGAAACAUCUUAUUCCUUUAAAAAAAAUGAAAUCCAUCAGAAAAUGACCAGAGCCUGCCAAAUUCAACACACAGAAGUGCUCCUGAAGUCCGAUAGAAAGAUUAAUCCACUAUCAGCUCUUUGCACAGACACACUGAGUUGACCCAUUUUACGUCUUUAUGAAAAUGCAACUUUUAUUGAUUAUUUUAUACAUUGUUUCUAUUGCAUUUCUAUACAUAGAACAAGCUUAUUGUGUCUGUGCCAGUGCUGAAUAUGAGAUAAACGGACAUUGCUGCCCUAUGUGCGAUCCUGGUAAUCGUGUUUUAUGGCAUUGCACAGUGGAUACCAGCACACCUUGUGUACCCUGUAGUGCAUCCACAUACACCGAUGAACCUAAUGGACUUGAAAUGUGCUUUUCCUGCUCAACCUGUGAUGCAGGUUUAAGGAUACAGAAGGCUUGUACACGGUUAUCAAAUACCGUUUGUGAGCCACUAAAAGGAUUCUUCUGUAUGGUCCGAGAAAAAGGCAGCUGUAAAUUAGCUGUUAAACAUUCUCAGUGUAAACCUGGAGAAUACAUCCAACAAAAAGGAACAGCAAGCACUGAUACUGUAUGUGGUGAAUGCACAAAUGGCACCUACUCUGAUGGCACUUUCACAGCUUGUCAGCCACAUACAAUGUCUGGACUUGCUAACAUCACACUGUUGCAUAUCUACAGAUGUCAGAGUAUGGGUCGUAAACAAAUAGAAACAGGAACAACGUCGUCUGAUGCUAAAUGUGAACAUACUUCAAAUGGUCUUGUUGUUGGAAUCAUAACUGGUGUUGUGGUCGUUGUUGUUAUUGUUGUUAUUGGAGUCUCAGUAACCCAGUUUGUCAUAUUCAAACACAAGUCAAAGGCUCGUCCAGGGAUAAAGUAAGGUUUUGACAGUUUUUCCCCACUAUAAUGUACUUUACAUUCAUCUGAUUAAUGGAAUUUUUUAUACUGCUAUAAUAUUUCAGGUCCGUCCAGGUCCAAAAUGUUGGUGGAGGACUCUUUAAAUUACUUACAUAAUCCAUGGAAUUAAUGUUACUUUUUACAUUUCAACCAGUCAAAAUGAUACAAAAAGAGAAACUUUACUUGCUACUGAUGGUAGACAAGCUGGUCACUGAGAAUGAGAAAACUAUAAUGCACACGUGUUCUCUUGCCUAUAAUAAAACGUAUUAACUGUAAAACUGAAAUGGAUAUCAACACACUCGCUAUUGAUAACCAUGAUAAAGUAUAUGAAUCAUUCAUUAGUAAUUUUGACACUACUUGCAUGAUAUGUUGAAAUUAGAACACAAUAUAACUACUUGUGAAUCAUUUUUGUGACGUGACAUGUAUGUGUAAAUAUAUUAAACAUCUAUAUUUUUUCCCAA
Messenger RNA from Onychostoma macrolepis, 1427 nucleotides. RefSeq names its product tumor necrosis factor receptor superfamily member 14-like. Gene Ontology annotation, molecular function: protein binding. Gene Ontology annotation, biological process: negative regulation of alpha-beta T cell proliferation; positive regulation of T cell migration; positive regulation of cytokine production involved in immune response. Bases 215 to 949 code for a protein of 244 amino acids. Lineage: Eukaryota; Metazoa; Chordata; Actinopteri; Cypriniformes; Cyprinidae. Gene Ontology annotation, cellular component: external side of plasma membrane. The record is from RefSeq and is a predicted model, not a curated record. The transcript is spliced from 7 exons.